This is a messenger RNA of Schistosoma rodhaini, 1296 nucleotides long. The record is from the annotation of a GenBank genome assembly. NCBI's taxonomy places the organism in Eukaryota, Metazoa, Platyhelminthes, Trematoda, Strigeidida, Schistosomatidae.
AUGGAUCCGCAGGAAUCUACUUCGAAACCGUCUUCAAGUCUCAGGAUUGAAUUAGAUGUUCCCUCAACAGAUACUUGCUCCACUGUUUCCAGUGGAUAUAAAUUGCGACCAUCAGGAAGUGUAUCGUCGUUUGUCUCAUCACUCACAGCAACUAAAACUGAGUUGGUGACUAAAAACUACUUAGUCGGGAGUAUAGCUGGAGGUGCCGGCUCUUUAUUGGGAAUAAGGGAACUAAACAAGAUAAUUCCAAGUAGUAACAUAGAUAUUCAAGUUGUUACGUGGAAUAUGUUAUCCAUGAAGUCUCAGUUUUAUCCAGAAGAUUUAAGUGAUCUAUUCUUCAGUGGGUCUUCCGACGAAGCUGCAAGCAUUUAUGCCAUUUGUAUACAAGAGUGUUCUUCCGAUAAAAACGAACUUCUUGUGAGAUUGCAAGCUGCUAUUGGCAUAAAACAUGUUCUGUUUACGUAUGCAACCCAUGGGACAUUGGCUUUAAUGAUAUUCCUAAAUCGCGAUCUUAUAUGGUAUACUUCGGUGCCUCAGUCAGUUGGAGUCACAACUUCAGCUGCUGUACGAACUAAAGGAGCUGUAGCUAUUUGCUUUAUACUUUUUGGUACAUCGAUUCUAUUUCUUUCAUCUCAUUUUAAAGCAAAUCAUACAAACUUUGACCGGAGAGUUCAAGAUUAUUUACAAGUAGUGAAUAAUAUUAAUCUACCAAAAGUUGGUUUCAACAAAGGAUAUAAAUACGAAGAAUCCAAUCCAUUGGAUCGGUUCGAUGUUGUAUUUUGGGCAGGUGAUUUAAAUUUUCGAAUACAACGACCAAGACAUAUUGUUGAAAAUGUAAUUAAAGGAAAAUAUAAGCAAAGAACAUUUGAAGAACUUCUAUCGGUUGAUGAAUUACUCAAUGCUCAGUCACAAGGUAUAAUCUUCCAGAAUUUUGACGAAGGCCGUAUUCGCUUCCCUCCAACUUACAAAUUUGAUCUCAAUUCAGAUGUUUACGACUCGUCCGAGAAACAACGUGUUCCAUCAUAUACAGACAGAAUAUUGUUCAUGUCAAAAAAGAAAGGCAAUUUGAUCUGCUUAGAUUACAACAGUAUCAAUACAAUCCGUUCAUCUGAUCAUAGACCUGUGUUUGCACUAUUCAGUUUAGUUUUAAGACCUGGAUCCGAUAACAUUGCGCUAGCAGCUGGUGCAUUUAAUAGAGAGGUAUACAUAGCAGGCAAUCAACGUCGUGCUCUACGUUUAGAUAAACUAAAAUCAAGAAAAAGUACAAUUCAUGCUAGAGUUUGCACUAUUCAGUGA